This is a messenger RNA of Colletotrichum navitas, 1460 nucleotides long. RefSeq names its product isochorismatase hydrolase. The record is from RefSeq and is a predicted model, not a curated record. Bases 181 to 1140 code for a protein of 319 amino acids. NCBI's taxonomy places the organism in Eukaryota, Fungi, Ascomycota, Sordariomycetes, Glomerellales, Glomerellaceae. The transcript is spliced from 2 exons.
GCUACACAUUAAUUGCCUCUACGAUAGGUAGAACGAUCAUAGUACUUGAGCAGAACCUACAGAAGGUGUAUAUAAGCGUAUGUAUCCCACCAGAGCUUUCUGCUUGUAGAUGGAUUCGAGCACGCCCCAUUCCUCUUUCCCUUCAGCUUCCCUCCCAAGAACCUCACAAACCCGUUCCCGAUGCAUCUCCCCCAACUAUGGCGGCCGUUGGUUCUGGCCCUCCACGCCGCCGCCCCGGCCCUCGCGCAGGUCUUUAAUACGUACCCCACCUUCAACGCCCUGGCCGGCAACGCCGACUCUACGGACGCGGCCCUGCUGGGCAACUACUACAACCACUGGAAGCUCACCGGCACCAACGCGACCACAAACACGACGACGUGGGACCUCACACGGUCCGCCCGGAUGGCCACGACCUCCCCGAAGGAGAUCCCCAUGUCGGGCAAGCGCGCCUCGGCCAUCAUCGAGCCGUCCCGCUCCGCCUUCGUCAUCAUCGACAUGCAGAACUUUUUCCUGCACCCCAAGCUCACCCCGAGCGCCACGCUCGGCCGCGCCGCCGUCGGGCCCACUGUGAACCUGAUCCACGCCUUCCGCGACAGCGGCGUCAAGAUCCUGUGGACCAACUGGGGUUUCGACGACUACGACCUCGUCAUCUCGCCGCCCGCCGACCUCGACGGGUUCUCCGACGACCACACCCGGGCCACGAGCUUCUGCUCCGACAUGGGCACCAUCGAGGGCGACAACGGCGAGACGGUGCAGGUUGGCAAGAAGCUGUGCCGGGGCAGCUGGAACGCGAGGCCGUACGGGGACCUGGAUGACGAGAUGGUCCGCGGCGUCGAGCAGGGGACGGAUUUCUACUUCAACAAGAAUCGGGUAUCGGGCCUGUGGGGGGCUCAGACCCCGCUUGGCCUAUACCUCCAGGAGAACGGCAUCACGACGCUCUUCUUCGGCGGCGUGAACAGCGACCAAUGCGUGUGGGGCGCGCUGUUGGACGCCUACUACAAGGGCUUCGACGUGGUGUACGUGCCGGACUGCGCCGCCACCAUCAGCCCGUGGUACGCGGAGCAGAUGGUGCGGUACAACGCGGACCUGAACGGCUUCAUAGCCAACAGCAGCGACAUUAUCGCCGCGCUCAAGGGCUGAUAGCCCGCGGGGCUGUAGGGUUGAGUAAUUGGAACUCACGGCGGACAUGUGGGGGAAAUCCGUACGAAGAACAACACACAUUUUUUUUUUUUUUUUUUUGGUUCGGGGAGGGGGCCGGCGUUGAUCGGCCAAUCAGAGUAGCCGGAGGUGCUCGAGCAGAGAAGCUCAUCAGUCCUCCCUAGUGACCGGCGGGACAACUAGGAGAAUAAACCAAGAAAUAGAGACCUGGCGGCAGUGCAUAUAAUUUCUUCUCCGCGGUUCGGGGCAGGAAGAACUUUCUCUCAUUUUACCCUUCGUUAAAUUACAAGCUUGGGACGAGG